AUGAAACCCCGUUUCUGCCAGUACGAGUACCCCCGCGGCGUCUACGCCCGCGAGGUCGCCACCCACACCCACUCCGUCGGCGAGUACGACCGCGACAUUUACGACACGAUGAUGGCGCAAAUUGCCGCUAACCGACCAAAUGUCGAGCUCUAUCGUCAGCAGCCGUACCUCACGCCUGCCAUCAGGUCUAAGCUCGUCGAUUUUUUGCUUAAAAUGGCGGUGCGCUUGAAGAUUGUCCCAUUUGUAUUUGCCAAAGCCGUUCGCUUGUUUGACCGCUACUGUCUGAAACGGAUAGUACUCCUCGACCAGAGCCAGCUUAUCAUCACCACUUGUUUGUGGAUCGCGGCCAAGACUCAGGGCGGCAAUAACCAUUUCGUCAAUUUGGCCAAUCUCGAUAAAGUACCCUCGGUACGCACCAUUUCCGACCUUGGCUACGGCGCCGGCGGCAAGUUUAUCGGCCCUACUGAAAGGUUUAGGCUUCCAAAGCUCCACGAGUUGGUAAAGCUCUGUGGCGCUAAAUGCAAUUACGACGCCGGCAUGUUUAAACAGAUGGAAGUGCACGUGCUUCUGACCCUCGAGUGGGCCACUAACGACCCGGGCGUCGACGAGUUCCUCAUGCUGCUGGCGGAGUUUUGCACCAUCCCCUCCGUCGUCCACAGCGACGGCCACCACGGCCACCCUCUCCUGUUAGGGGAAAUGGCGCUGACAAAGCGGUUUUUGGCCUAUGUCGCCCACUACUCGUUUGACCUCUGCGACGUCCACCCGGUGCAUUUAGCCCACGUCAUCGGCGAUAUCGUCAACGACACCUUCAAUUUGACCCCAGGACACCCCAGUUUCCAGCUGGUAGGACCCAUACUAGAAUUGGGGGCGCCGUUGGACUAUACCACUUAUAAGCUGAUCAAAAAGCACGUGGUCAAACUGGUAUUGGCGCUGCUGGAGUUUAUCCUUAAGCUCUUUGCCCUGAAAGGACCGCAAUACCUCUACCACCAGGUGUGUCUCGCCUAUAAGUUUGGCGCUAGCCACGAGUCGCCGUUGGCUACGGCCGUGGUGGCCCCCCGGCGUCCCCUCGGCGUCACCAAUGCUGUUGCUGCCACUGGUGCUGGCGCCGCUACCAAUGGCCACAGACGACCGCUGGCAGUGUCCCCAGUGGGAAUGGCGGCGGCGGCGCCGGCGCUGCCGCUCGAGCGCAAGAAGCCCUACCCAUACACACCACUGCCGUACCAGGCCUACCCCCACCUGAGCCAGGCGCUGGUGCUGAGCGUGCUGUCGCUGCUGGCGCUGGCGCUGGCGCUGAUGCUGCUGCUGAUGCUGCCGAUGUUUGCUGCUCCACACUACCGGGCGCUGUCGUCGCCCCAACGCCGGGCGCCCCUGGUUACUACUACUCUGCACUCGCUGCGCCAACAACACCAACAACACCAACAGCAACAACAGCAACAGCAGCAGCUCUACAAGCUCCCCAGCCUUCCACACAACGGCAUCUUUGUCCACUCCCACCAGCACUUGUCGCAGACAUCGCUCACGCUGCUGGCGCUGCUGGCCUAUGGCGACGACGCCACCGGCGCCGAUUUGUUUGAGUACGACUACGUUCGCCGCCAGGGCAUCCUGACCCCGUUACUGGAAAACGACUCCCCCAUCUUUAUCAAGCAUUAG
Diutina rugosa is the source of this 1650-nucleotide messenger RNA. It is a transcript of the gene HGC1, whose product is annotated as cyclin. The coding region runs from base 1 to 1650 and encodes 549 amino acids. NCBI's taxonomy places the organism in Eukaryota, Fungi, Ascomycota, Pichiomycetes, Serinales, Debaryomycetaceae. The transcript has a single exon. The record is from RefSeq and is a predicted model, not a curated record.